GACUCCCCCUCCCUCUCGUUCCGCCAGUGUAGCGGAAAUCCGGAAAUCCUCUCUGCGAGGACGACGAAAUACCACCUUCCCCGCUCCUUACUCUCCAGAUGGCUCCCUCUCAUGUUCCUAGGGCGACGCCCGCCGCCGCAAAGGCGGAGCGCGCAACGCCCACCACCACUACUCCGGCACAUCUAACUAACGGGCAAGCCUCUCCCCCACCCGUCUCGGUCAACCGGAAGAAGCAGAAGCGGAGGCAGAAGCAGGCUGCUCGCCUGGCGGCGGAGCAGCAGCAGCAACCGCCGCCGCCGCCGCCGCAGGUUCACAGCGGGUACAUGACCUCGGACGUGGCCCAACAAAACGGGCGGCCUGCCGCCGGUUACGAUGUGGACGAGGAGCCCGAUGACUAUGAGGACGCGGAACCUGACCAUCAGGUAAAUGGUGACGGAUACUACGACGGCGAUCACGCGCAUCACGGGUUAGCGGCGUCAUCCCAGCCACCCACGGGCAAGAAGUCUAAGAAGAAGAGAGGGAAAAAGGGUCGCUCGGGCUCGCAGACGCUGCCGGAAGAAGGCUCAACCCCCCUCUCAACACCAUCACUCUCCUUGUCCCAUACGCUGCCGCACGCUGCCCCCCCUCCACAUGUCGCUCCCCGAUCGGCCCCAAAGUCGACAAAGGACCGCAGCAUCUGGAAUACGUCGACGCAAGAGGAACGGGAAAAUAUCAAAACGUUCUGGCUCGAGCUGGGUGAAGAUGAACGGAGACAGCUAGUCAAGGUAGAAAAGGAUGCGGUGCUGAAGAAGAUGAAGGAACAGCAGAAACAUUCGUGCAGCUGCACGGUCUGUGGCCGGAAGCGCACCGCCAUCGAAGAAGAGCUGGAGGUCUUGUAUGACGCGUACUACGAAGAGCUCGAACAGUACGCAAAUACGAACCAAGGCGUCUUCGAUAAGGGCUCCCCAAUCGUCCCGCCGCCACGGCUAUACCAGCAUUCUCUGCGUUCGCCCGGACUCUACACCCGAACACAAGCACAAUUCCAUCCUUCUCGUGGACGCGUCCAGGAGUUACCCGAGGAGGAGGAGGGUGAUCUUGAGGAAGAGUACGACGAAGAUGAAGAAGAGGAGGAGGAAGAAGAAGAGGAAGAAGAAGAGGAGGAGGAGGAAGAAGAAGAAGAAGGAGAAGGAGAAGGAGAGGAAGGAAUAGAGGGAGAAGAGAAUGACGCAUAUAGUGACGAUGGUGUCGAAGACGAGGAAACCCGCGCUGCUCGUGCAGACUUCUUCGCGUUCGGAAACAGUUUGACGGUAAAAGACGGUAUUCUCACAGUGGCAGACGAUCUACUCAAAAACGAUGGGAAACAUUUCAUCGAUAUGAUGGAACAGUUGGCCGAACGUCGAAUGCAACGCGAGGAAGACACUCAGUACGGUAUGGUCGCGGCACAUCAAUCUCUCCAUGCAGGUCAUAAUCACGGUCCCCUCGACGAAGAUGACUACGACGAUGAGGAGGAAGAAGAAGAAGACGAUGACUACGAUAGUCAAGAAGAGGAAGAGUAUGAAGAUGAUGAAAUGGAUGCGAUGACCGAGGAACAGCGCAUGGAAGAAGGGCGCCGGAUGUUCCAGAUAUUUGCGGCUCGAAUGUUCGAACAAAGGGUAUUAACGGCGUAUCGCGAAAAAGUUGCGGAACAACGGCAGCAGAAGCUGAUCGAAGAGCUCAUGGAAGAGCAAACGCGAAACGAGCAGCGUUCAGCCAAGAAAGCCCGCGAAGCACAGAAGAAGAAGGACAAGAAAAAGAUCCAGCGGCAAGCCAAGGAGGAGGAGAAGGCCCGGCGGGAGGCCGAGAAGGCGGCAGAAGAAGCGGCAGCCAAGGCUGAGCAAGAGAAGAAACUGGAAGAGCAGAGACGAAAGCGCGAAGAACAGCGAAAGAAAAAGGAGGCCGAGAAGAAGGCACAGGAAGAGGAACGGGCUCGCAAAGAGGCCGAGAAGCAACGCCGGCUCAAAGAAGAGAGGGACCGGCAAGCCGAAGCGGAGCGAAAGCAACGCGAACAGAAAGAGCAGGAGAGGAAACGCCGCGAGGAGGCCCGACGAAAGGAGCGAGAGGAACGAGAGUCGCGGGAAAAGAAGGCCAAGGAGGACCGGGAGCGGAGAGCACGAGAGGAACAACAGGCGAAGAAGAAGGACAAGGCCGAGCAAGGAUCGAAGGACCGGGAUAAACGGGACCCCCCCCAUGUUGCACCCCAGCUGGUUCCAACAGCGAUCGCCAAACGCACCUCGAAUCCGGGGCCUGUCCCCAUCCCGUCCGGGCUACAGCACGCCCCGUCGCCUCACUUCCAGGUUGCUACUCCUAUCGUCGCAAAGGCCUCUACCCCGGUUCGACCGCGCCAGCACUCCCAGCACGGUUCACACACGUCGUCACCCCGGUCUCAACCGGGGAGCACCGAACCAUCGCAGCUAUCCAUCUCUCCGCGCUCCGUCCCGCUGUCGCAGUCAUCAGGCACUUCGAGUGUGACGUCUCUCAAGGGUGCCGCAGCCCAGCAGCCGAUCCUAUAUCACCCACAACCCUCGGCGCCGUUAUCACCGCUAGGAGCUGCGGGGCGUAUGCAUCCUCAUGGAUUCCCAGCCAUCAAUGGGCUCCCGUCGAAUCCUCCCGGGCUCUCGGGAAUGGUCCCUCGGCCACCGCCGAUGGGUCAUGACCUGCCGAUGUACCCGCCGCACACGGGGCCUUUGGUGAACCAGUACCGGGGAUUUCCCGCGCCGAAUGGAAUCCCGAUACCCCCGGGAAUGAACGGCGCUCGCCCUAUACCCUCUGGUCGGGGGGGAUUUCCUCUCGAACCCGGCCAGGGACUCCCUUUCCAUGGGCAACAAGCGAUAUCGGGAGCGUUCUCCGCUCAGCCGGGUGUGCAUUCCAGACAACCUUCGAGCUCAUUUGAACGAUCUCCCCUCCAGUCGCACGCUCAACCAUUCCCUAUCUCCCGCCCAAGCCCCAUCAAACGACCAUCAAGCAGCGCGCAAGACCAGCAGCACAAGGAAAACGGCCACGCAACGCAGCGAGAUGUGGAUGAUCUGAGUGCGCAUCUGGGUAGCAGCGCGCUUCUUGACGAUACCGACAUUCCGGCUCCAUCGAGCCUGUCACAGUCGUUACCAGGCGCCACUGUUGCGGAGCCUUUCCACGGACCAACGCGAGCCAGUUUUGGAGGCCCUUCGCUAUUCACAGACCCACUGGGUGUGGUACCAAAACCUCCAAACUUCUCGAUCAGUCCUGGCGUAGGGGGGGCCACCUGGGGGAUGCAGAUUCCCUUUGGAAGCCCUGCGUUUCCCGGUGCCCCGACGUGGGGAGGGUCAAGUGGCGGCGGCUGGUCGAACAAUGCGUUCGGAACCUCAGGUCACCACCGUGCUCACACAUCCCGGCCAGUUGCCAUCCGACUACUGGUCAUUCAGGCCUGCAAGCAGCUCAACACCAUGAGUCCCGGCAAGACAAGCUCUGCGGGCGGUCACUUCCACGACGCCAACCUGGUGCUCCGGCAAGUAGAGCAGCUGCGGCCGUCGAACGAGCCGGCCAUCUCCCUCAAAGAGAUGCUGGACAUCUGCGACACAGAGGGCAACCCGCAGAACGGCGGGGGGUCGUUCCUAGUCCGCGACGACGCAGACGAGGGCAAGUUCGUCAAGUUCGAGCCGGACAGCAACAGCGCCACCCCAGGCCAUCACCGCGGCAGCAUUGUCCCGGGCGAGAUCGGUAGUCCCAUCCCGAGCAACAGCUUGCCUGCCUUUGGCGGGAUCGGGAUGUCUUCAGUACUACGGCAGUUCUCCUCACCCCCGACAGGUUUUUAAAAAGUUGUGGCCGUCUGUCUCACCGAUCUCUACAAUACGACUUGACUCUUUUAAAGUGUGAUUAAUCGUGUUGCAUACGUCUUGGAUGAAUUCUCUUCUUCUUCUUCUUCUUCUUCUUCUUCUUCUUCUUCUUCUUUUUCUUCUUCGUCUCCUCUUCUACUCUACUACUUCUCCUUCUUUUUUCUCAAAGCGUCAUGUUCAUGCUCACCCACGUAUGUGUAACCCGCAUUUUCUUGGCUUGCUCUCGAGUCUCACGCUUUUUCUAUCAUGUAUGAGUUAUGUGCAAACCUCUAUGCAGCGAUCUCUGGAGAAAUACCUUAUCCUUGUGAUUGAGUAACAUAUUCCUUUUCCUCUUUCUUUUUUUUAUACACCAUCAUCAUAAGUAGAUUAGUUAUGUAGAGGGUUCACAGUACCAGUUUCCUAUAUAAGUACUAACUACACAGUGUCUACAAGAU
Messenger RNA from Penicilliopsis zonata CBS 506.65, 4261 nucleotides. RefSeq lists its product as hypothetical. The record is from RefSeq and is a predicted model, not a curated record. NCBI's taxonomy places the organism in Eukaryota, Fungi, Ascomycota, Eurotiomycetes, Eurotiales, Aspergillaceae. The transcript has 6 exons. Bases 99 to 3806 code for a protein of 1235 amino acids.